AAAAAAAUAGAAAAAAAACUUCACAUCAAUAAGUGCUAUGGAUUGUCACGUGUACAGCUUGUCACACUCCCAAGCACAAUGUGACUUCUUUCUGCUCAAUUAAACUGGGAUUCUUGGACUUUUUUUCCCGGACUCGGCUGUCCUUCAACCCGUCCUUCGACAGUGACGAUAACCGCAGGUCGCAUCUUUGACUGGAUAACCACACUAUGAUACAUGUCUCACCCCUGCGCCCGCCGCCGCCGCCGAUCGCCCGAGAUUGCUGUAUUCACAAGGUAAAAAGAGCGAGGACAGACAGUGACGGAGCCAGCGAAAACCACACACAGUCAUCCACAAGGUCUAUGGAAAUUCAGCAGUUGGCUAGUCCACACAGCCAAGUCUCCAGUGGUAACGGCAACUCCCCCCAGCAUGACAACUCCACAGACAGCAACUGCUCUGUAACAACCAAUGGAACAGACGGUAACCAUGUAUCUAUGGCAACAACAGCAGAAACUAGUGUGUUGACGAGUACAGAGAGUUGGAAUUCUGUUCACUCCGCAGCCUCAAUCAAGUCCGAACCGCUCAGUAAUAGUGACCCAUCUACGCCAACCGUGAUCCAAGAUGGUGGCUAUGGCGUAAACGCCCAGGCCGAAGGUUACGCAGGGUCAAAUUCAGGGGUUGGAGGUCAAAGUUCAUUGGACAUGAAUCUUCGGCAGCCCAAGUCAGAAUUUCCUUCACAGUAUUACCCGAGCCAAGCCUACCCUCACAUUUUACCCACGCCGUCGGCCCAGGGAAGCAACUUCCAAGCUUCUCAGCAGGCGUCAUUUGGUGUACAGAAUUCUAGUUACCCGUAUGCAGGCCAGUCGAGCCAAACACCCUAUGGUUUAGCCCAGGCAAUGUCUUACGGUACAAAAUCAUUAAAAGCGGACCCGACACAAAUGCAGGGUCAGGGGUCGUAUCUAAGCGCGUAUGGGUCAGCAGGGUUCACAGGGUCAUCUAGUCAGGCUGCUCAAAGCCCGUACUAUCAAAUGCAAGGCGGUAGUUUUACAGGGAGUAGUAGCUAUCCCUAUCCCACAUGUAGUAGUAACACGUCCACAACCAACUCCCAGGGUUUUAAUAGUACACAACAGGGAGAAUAUGGUUCCUAUGGGACGUAUGGUCAGAGCAGUUUCAACCAGUACUACACACCUCCGGGCUACAGCAGUCCGUAUAUGUCAAAUAGCACGCUGGGUCCAACGUCCUCAUCUGUUCCCACGACGACAACGACAUAUCAGCUAGCGCCGUUACCGUCUGAAAAAUUUGUGGAAUCACCUCUUCUGGAAGCCCCAGUGGCGUCGCAAGACGCAUCCGGUAGUGCAAACGAAGUUGAAAGUUCUUUCACCACAGACUCAUCCAUCAAGUUGGACGAGGCCAAUGGAAGAGGAAGACAGGGUAGCAAAGCAAGCAGCACAAGGAAUCGUGGGACAGGGAGGGGGCGGAGAAACAACCCCUCCCCGCCUCCGGAAGAUGGACUAGAGCGAGUGUUCGUUUGGGACUUGGAUGAAACGAUAAUCGUGUUCCAUUCGCUGCUCACAGGGUCGUAUGCUACCCGUUUCGGAAAGGACGCUCCAGCGUCGGUAUCGUUAGGUCUUCGGAUGGAAGAAAUGAUCUUCAACCUUGCCGAUACGCAUCUCUUCUUCAACGAUUUAGAGGAGUGUGAUCAAGUUCACAUAGACGAUGUGGCAUCGGACGACAACGGCCAAGACCUCAGUAAUUACAACUUUCAGACAGACGGGUUCCACGCGGCAGCGACAAGUGCCAAUCUCUGUCUAGCCACGGGGGUGCGGGGCGGGGUCGACUGGAUGCGAAAACUCGCCUACCGGUAUCGCAGAAUAAAGGAGAUUUACAGCGCUUACAAGAACAACGUUGGCGAUUUGGUCUCCAUUUUGCCAGCAGGUUUGCUGGGCCCACAGAAGCGGGAGCAGUGGUUGCAGCUGCGAGCCGAGAUUGAGGCCAUGACGGACUCGUGGCUGACCAUCGCGCUCAAGUCUCUCUCCAUCAUUAACUCCAGAUCAAAUUGUGUGAAUGUGUUAGUCACAACCACCCAGCUAGUACCGGCCGUGGCCAAGGUGCUCUUAUACGGUCUAGGCGGGGUCUUCAACAUUGAGAAUGUCUACAGUGCCACACGGGUAGGAAAGGAGAGUUGCUUUGAACGCAUCGUGGCGCGCUUCGGUCGGAAAAUCACUUACGUUGCAAUCGGAGAUGCCAAAGAUGAGGAGCAAGCUGCUAAACAGAUGGAUUUCCCAUUCUGGCGAGUUUCCAGUCACUCGGACCUGGCGGCGUUACACCACGCGCUCGAUCUUGGCUACCUCUGAAAGACUUCAUCCGAAGACUUUAUAUCACACCUCAAAAUGCCAUCCGUCGUGAAAACAAACCAAAAACUGGACAACGUACAUGGUGCUAGAAACAUGACCGCUCGCCCAUUACAAGAACACUGUGACUCCUAAGGAAAAACAUAAACGUGUGAUGUAUCCACGUACUGAUGAUUCUCAUGAGAAAAAAAAAAUCACUGCAACUGUGGGACUCCCUUAACGGAGAGUUAAAACCCUGUGGAACUGUUAAAAAGCACUGGUCUUUGGAAGCCGAAGUGCUGUGAACUGUGACGGCGCUUUUCGUAGAUCAUCCAGUGCAACUUUCAAAAUUUCUUGUGGUUCCAGAACUGGUGGACUGUUACUCUUUUUAAGUCAUUCUAAGUGUGAGAUUUCAUGUACAGGAUUUGACGUUCACCGACUUCUCACCGAGUCGCUGAGGUUUUGUUGAGUUUCGUCUCUUUUUGAGUAUGUCCAUUGUGUCAAACUGUGCUCUAGGAUAAAUGUUUUUGUCUGUUUCAACCUAGUCUUUUUUGGACGAGAUUUAUACCGCAUCUGGAGAAAUCGCCAAGCUUUAAUGCAACACCGCCAAGGAGCGAGGAGAAACGUCAGUCCAAAAUCCCACUUAUCAGUUAAUUUUGCCAAAAUGAGUUUAUAAAGAAAAUUUUCAACUGUGCUAUCGUGCAAGCUGAAAGAUCUAAAAUCAGUGCCACGUUCGAAUCGAACCACCAACAUCAUAUAAUCUACAAGUUGCUGCACCCAUCGCUAAGGUUUGAGUGCCAAUUCACAAAAGAGUUCAGAUGAUCGUCAAUGAAUCUUGGAUUGGCUCAAAUUUCAGUGCCAUGCAGGGAGUUGAACCUCUGGCAAUUGAUUUCAUAAACAUUAAAAAAAACAUUGUCAUGUAUCGGCAGAUCAGCCAAAUGCAACAGCCAGGAUUCAAACCCACACCAGCCAAAUACAUCAGCCCAGAUUCGAACCCACACACCAGCCAAAUACAUCAACUGGGAUUGGAACCUACACACCGGCCGAAUGCAUCAGCUGGGAUUCGAGCCCACACACCAGCCAAAUGCAUCAGCUAGGAUUCAUACCAACACACCAGCCAAAUGCAUCAGCUGGAAUUCAAACCCACACACGAGCCAAGUGCAUCAGCCAGGAUUCGAACACACCCACCACCUAAAUACACCAGCCGGGAUUCGAAUCCACACACCAGCCAAAUGCAUCUGCCAGGAUUUGAACCCACACACCAGCAAAAUGCAUCAGCCAGGAUUCCAACCAACACACACCCCAAGUGCAUCAGCCUGGAUUCGAACCACACACUAGCCUAAAGCAUCAGCCAGGAUUCGAACCCACACACUAGCCUAAUGCAUCAGCCAGGCUCGAACCCACGCACAAGACAAGUGCAUCAGCCGGGAUUCGAACCCACACACCAGCCAAAUGCAUCAGCCAGGAUUUGAGCCCACACACCAGCCAAAUGCAUCAGCCAGGAUUCGAACCCACACUCCAGCCAAGUGCAUCAGCCAGGAUUCGAACCCUCACACCAUCCGAAUGCUUCGGCCAGGAUUCCAACCCAUACACCAACCAAAUGCAUCAGCCAGGAUUUGAACUCAUCAUCUUCAACGAUCUACAUAAAUACCUAAGCAUUUUGCAAUCGGCUAAUCACGUUUGAAUAUCGACUAUCAAAACAGUUGCCUUCUGAAGAUCUCAUCUUACUCUCUUCUAAAAAAAAAUGUUAAAUAUGAGACAAGAGUGCAUUUUGGGAAGUCAUAAUCAUACUUUCAGUGAAAGUAAUUUGUUUUUCCCGAUAAUUCUGUAUGCUAUACUGAAUAUCAUUGUGAAGUUUAACAUCAAAAUCUUAUCCUUCCCUAGAAAUGAAACCUUUCAAUUUCCAAGGGCGAAUUUUGUGGAGCUGCAGGAGGUAACACACUGAGUAUACAGUGUUUAUAUGUCGGUGAAGGGCAAAACCUAAUAUUGAUCAAAAUCUUGGUAAUGUUUUGUGUUAUUAUUAAUUACUGCUAUAACUGCGUCAAAAACCAAAGACAAUUUUGCAUUUUUUGUUCUUCUGUGUAUAUCCAUAUGAUCUAUUCUACUUUCACUCCUUAGUAUAUGAAGUACAUGUAUUUAUUUUAAGAAAAACACCACUAAAAUCUUUUAGUUUGUGUUAUUAUACACGAUCAGGUCGUAUCCGUCACUUUAGCUGUUGAUUUCUAUAAUAGAAUCUUGUGGGGGUCCAUUUUGUUUCGAUCAUUACGUUCUAGUUGAAAAGAUUUUAAUUUAUAUGAGAUAUAAUAUAUAAUGUAUUGGGUUUUUUUGGCAGCAUAUUCACCCACACCACGUUGUACAUAACUGCACAGUUGUAGACACUCUUUAUUUAUCCCGUUUUGAUUUUGGGGUAAUUUCACCGUAUUUCUCUGCACAGUUUCUCUUUGGAACGAAUGCAAGGCAAAACGUUAGCUCAUAUUAUAUGCUUUUAGUACGGCAGAUAGGUGUGCCUACGAUGAUACAAGCAUGGCAUUUGGCACACAGUCAGAG
Messenger RNA from Patiria miniata (bat star), 4853 nucleotides. Its product is annotated as eyes absent homolog 1-like. Gene Ontology annotation, cellular component: nucleus. The coding region runs from base 207 to 2330 and encodes 707 amino acids. Gene Ontology annotation, molecular function: protein tyrosine phosphatase activity. The transcript has 19 exons. Gene Ontology annotation, biological process: negative regulation of extrinsic apoptotic signaling pathway in absence of ligand; multicellular organism development; positive regulation of DNA repair. NCBI's taxonomy places the organism in Eukaryota, Metazoa, Echinodermata, Asteroidea, Valvatida, Asterinidae. The record is from RefSeq and is a predicted model, not a curated record.